Molecule: messenger RNA, 612 nt
Organism: Micromonas commoda
Lineage: Eukaryota; Viridiplantae; Chlorophyta; Mamiellophyceae; Mamiellales; Mamiellaceae
Exons: 1
Coding region: 181-561 (126 amino acids)
Source: RefSeq, a predicted model, not a curated record
UCGUCCCAAGCUCUACCCGCGACGUAUGGCGCAAUUGGGAACAAUACAGCCGUCGCGAAGGGCACAAACGGUCAACGGUCCAUCGCGCCGCGACCGACCGCGGCGCAUCACUCGCCGUUACAGCCGUUACAGCCGUUACAGGAGCGACUCGUACACCACCCGUACGACGCUCGCGUGCCGAUGGUCGCCGCGCGUUCGCAGUUGCAGCCGUUGGUACAGCCGUUGCAUCCAUCCGCGGCGGGGUUCGAACAGAUGUGCGCCGCGGAGGCGGAGGCUCGGAUGCUCAAGACGAUCCGGCUGCGCGCGGCGGAGCUCCGUCGCGAUCGCAAACGAGCCGCGAAGGAGGCCGCCGAGCUCGCCGCGAAGGAAACCGCCGCGGGGAUGGAGCGGGAGAGGGCGAGGACGAUCACGCCGGAGGUGCGCGCGGAGCCGCCGCCGGCGAGGGGGGGGCAGAUGGGCGUCGGCGGCGGGAGCGGGUCCGAGGGUGACACGGCCGGCGACGUGACGGGCGCGGAGAACGCGUCGACGAGCACGCGGGGGACGUCGACGGCGGAGGCGUGACGAUAUCCAUAUGACGAUGUACGCGCAUGUAACAACGAAACGUAGCCUACG